This is a messenger RNA of Oryza sativa Japonica Group (Japanese rice), 1479 nucleotides long. The record is from RefSeq and is a predicted model, not a curated record. NCBI's taxonomy places the organism in Eukaryota, Viridiplantae, Streptophyta, Magnoliopsida, Poales, Poaceae.
GCAAAAUAAUCAGUCCCCCCCAACUUGAAAAAUCUCAGCUGCUUGAAACCCCCCAGCCACAAACCCAAUCCUGAACUAGUGGCUGUGUGGAUGAACUCUGAUUGGAUUCCAGCUACUAUUUGCCAUCCAUUUCUUGCUGAAUUCUCUCUUCUUUAAUUCAUCCUCUCUUCUCCUCUUCUCCUUCAUCACUAGGCAGUAGCCACAGUAGCCAGUAGCUAGCUAGCUUGUCAAGCUAGGAGCUAGCAGCUGUGUGUCGUCGAUGGCAUCCACCGCCGCCUUCCUGUCCACGCUCGCCGGCUCGACCAGCCUGGGCGGCGCCACGCCGGCCAGCGGCGGCGGGAGCGGGAGGAGCAAGACGGCGAGGUUCUUGAGGAGGCGGCGGCGCGGCGGCGCGGUGAGGGCGGCGGUGUCCGGCACGGAGCAGGCGCCGGAGACGACGAAGAAGAAGGGCGGCGGCGGCGGCGGCGGGGACGAGCGGGUGGUGCAGGUGCACAGCGCGGAGGAGCUCGACGGCGCGCUGCGGGCGGCGAAGGAGCGGCUGGUGGUGGUGGAGUUCGCGGCGAGCCACAGCGUGAACAGCAGCCGCAUCUACCCGUGCAUGGUGGAGCUGAGCCGCACCUGCGGCGACGUCGACUUCCUCCUCGUCAUGGGCGACGAGUCGGACGCCACCCGGGAGCUGUGCCGCCGGGAGGGGAUCACCGCCGUGCCCCACUUCACCUUCUACAAGGGCGCCGAGAAGGUCCACGAGGAGGAGGGGAUCGGCCCCGACCAGCUCGCCGGCGACGUCCUCUACUACGGCGACCACCACUCCGCCGUCGUCCAGCUCCACUCCCGCGCCGACGUCGAGUCCCUCAUCUCCGACCACCGCGGCGAGGGCGGCAAGCUGGUGGUGCUCGACGUGGGGCUCAAGCGAUGCGGGCCCUGCGUGAAGGUGUACCCCACCGUCGUGAAGCUGUCGCGCACCAUGGCCGACACCACCGUCUUCGCCCGCAUGAACGGCGACGAGAACGACAGCUGCAUGGAGUUCCUCCGCGACAUGGACGUCGUCGAGGUGCCCACCUUCCUCUUCAUCAGGGACGGCGACAUCGUCGGCCGCUACGUCGGCUCCGGCAGGGGGGAGCUCAUCGGCGAGAUCCUCAGAUACAACGGCGUCAAGGUCACCUAGACAUAUACAGAUUCAUCACUACGCAGCUCAGCUGCAUGCAGCAACCGUAAUUAAAUUAAUUACUGUACUACUCUCUUGAUCAUGAUUGUAAUUUUACACCACCACACUAGCUUGAGAAGAUCAAGCUUGUUUUAUACUGGGGACGAUUUGAUCAAACCUAUCUCGUUGAUUUGGUCCCGUGUAAUACUAGAAUUUUGGAACGUCAAUUGCAAGUUCGAGACUUGAUUUUGCCUAUGAUUGUAUCUGUAUCCAUCCAUCUAUCAUAGGUGGUGUUCUUAUCUCUGAAGAUGAAGAUUAAGUUUUUUUACGCAAAA